AUGAACCUCACUUUCGGCUUGACGCUGUUCAGUGGCCUUCUCGGCUUCGCCACUGCUCAGAACAGUAGCUCCAACACAUUCACCAACCCAAUCGUACCUACAGGCGCGGAUCCUUGGGUCACACGCUAUGGAGGAUACUACUAUCUCGUCUACACUACGACCAACAACAUCACUCUGUGGCGAAGCCCAGAGCUUACGGAUUGGUCGAGUGCAGAGAUGAAGGCUGCUUUUCUGCCUCCGGAGAACCAACCAUACUCGACCGACUUGUGGGCUCCUGAACUGCACAAUAUCGACGACAAGUGGUACAUCAUCUUCACCGCCGACCCCAACUCGGAUACGCCCCCACGGGAGAUCGAUAUGCUGUGCACUUUUGACUGUCCUGCUGUUAACCACCGCAUGUACGUGCUGGAGGGCAGCACUUCUGAUCCAUGGACAAGCAAUUACACCCUCAAGGGUGAGCUCAAUGGCGUCAAGGGCCAGAUUGACACGUACAACCAAUUCGCUAUCGAUGGGACCUACUUCCAGCAUUCGACGGGUCUCUACCAUGUGUACUCGUGUUGGUACUCAGCUUAUGUCUCUUGGCCGGCUAAUCUUUGCAUCUCAAAGAUGAGCGAUCCGUGGACGGUUGAGUCGAAUGUCACUGAGCGACAGAUUAUCUCUGUACCGACGAAUCCAUGGGAGAAGACGCCGUUCGGUCGAACUGAGAACAUCCGUCUCUCAUCCAACGAAGGCCCAGAGCAGCUCACAAACAGACAGACCGGACAGCAGUUCAUCAUCUACAGUGCAGCACGUAGUGACAACAGAAACUACUGCCUCGGCCAGCUCGAACUUGUCGGCGACGACCCCAUGAAUCCUUCAGACUGGAAAAAGAACAACGAAGGUUGCGUGUUCUAUCAGAACCCCCUGGAGAAGGCCUAUGGAGUUGGUCACGCCAGCUUCACCACCAGUCCAGAUGGUACAGAGGAUUGGAUUGUGUACCAUGGGAUGGAGAACCCCUUCAUGGGCUGGGGAGCCAGGAAUAUUCGAGCACAGAGGUUCACAUGGAAUGAUGACGGGACGCCAAAUUUCCCUCGGCCAGGAUAUGGGCCGUACGAGGCCCCUAGCGGACAGAACUCUAGCAUGAAGAUGUUUUAG
This is a messenger RNA of Zasmidium cellare ATCC 36951, 1134 nucleotides long. RefSeq names its product glycoside hydrolase family 43 protein. Gene Ontology annotation, biological process: carbohydrate metabolic process. NCBI's taxonomy places the organism in Eukaryota, Fungi, Ascomycota, Dothideomycetes, Mycosphaerellales, Mycosphaerellaceae. The transcript has 3 exons. Bases 1 to 1134 code for a protein of 377 amino acids. Gene Ontology annotation, molecular function: hydrolase activity, hydrolyzing O-glycosyl compounds. The record is from RefSeq and is a predicted model, not a curated record.